AUGCUUACGUUAGUCCUUAUUCUGUUCGCCUUUCUCAUCUGCCGGUCUUUCUAUCGGCUGUAUUGGCACCCUCUCUCUCGCUUCCCUGGCCCUAAACUCGCCGCUGCCUCCAGAAUCUACGAAUUCUACCACAACGUGAUCCAUACCGGCAGAUACAUCUGGAAAAUCGAGGAGCUGCAUAGGAAAUAUGGUACGUCAGAUGCUUUUGUUCCGGAAUGGACUAACUUCUCAGGAUCAAUCGUCCGCGUCGGCCCCAACGAGGUUCACAUCAACGACCCAAGUUACUUCUCCGAGAUCUAUCCAGGCAAUAGCCAGAAACGCAACAAGGACAAAUUCUAUCUUCGCAUGCUGAUCACCCUGUCAGACAGCACCGUCGCCACGGGCGAGCACGAACUGCACCAGAAGCGGCGAAACCAUUCCCUCAAGCAUUUCUCGAAGAAGUCGAUCGUGGACAUCGAGCCUCGCCUCAAACCAUCCAUCGAGAAGAUGAUGGAGAUCGUGCAGCAGAGGGGAAGCACCGGCGCCGUCUUCUGCCUCGACUCGCUGGCGAUGGCAAUGGGCACCGAUGUCACCUCCGAGUACCUCUUCGGCCUGCCCUUGGGCUUCCUCGACACCCCGGACCGCGCCAAUACCAUCAAGGAUGUGCUUUUCUCCAUGAGUCAUUACGGCCCCUUGAUGACGUUCAUCCCAUUCGGCGACAGGCUGCGCCACCUCGUUCCCACGUCCUUCAUCGCCCGUGUGUCCUCGGAUACCAGGGUCGUCCUGGAGAAUGAGCGAGUCAUUCGAGAUAUCUGUGCACUGAAACUGCAAGCCCCAGCUACGCCUUUCUCCAAGUUUACUCUGGUUGACUCGCUCAAUGAUCCGACGCUCCCACCGUCGGAGCGCACGCUGGACCGCAUCACCGCGGAGAGCAUCCAGUUCUUGCUCGCCGGGACAGAAACAACAGGGUGGGCGAUUGCGGUCACGAUGUUCCAUCUGCUGAGUGAGCGCCCCAUGCUCCUGCGACUGCGUGAAGAGAUAAAACAGGUGCUGGUGCGCGCAUCAGACUAUCCCAGCUGGACAGCCCUCGAGGCUCUUCCGUACUUGCGGGCGGUUAUUCUAGAAGGGCUCCGACUCUCUCUCGUUACGAUCAACCGGUUCCCCCUCUACGACACGGAGAACACGCUCGUGUACAAAGACUGGGCGAUUCCACAAGGGACCUCAGUCAGCCAAUCCAUGUGGUUCGUGCACAUGAACGAAGAAAUCUACCCUGAGCCAAGCAAGUUCAACCCGGAGCGCUGGUUAUCAGCCGGGGAAUCUCUCAUGAGAUACUUUGUUCCUUUUCUCCGGGGCUCGCGGGACUGUAUGGGCAAGAACCUGGCGUAUGCGGAAAUGUACGUGGUGGUUGCCUUGCUCGUCCGACGGUUCGACAUGGAACUCUACGAGACUGGCCUGCCGGAUGUGACGCCCUACCGCGACGGUAUGAUUACGCAUAAGGCAGAUGGCAGCCAGGGGGUUCGUGUGACGGUGACGAAGGUGUUGGCUGAUUGA
Messenger RNA from Aspergillus mulundensis, 1530 nucleotides. RefSeq names its product cytochrome P450. Lineage: Eukaryota; Fungi; Ascomycota; Eurotiomycetes; Eurotiales; Aspergillaceae. The transcript is spliced from 4 exons. Bases 1 to 1530 code for a protein of 509 amino acids. Gene Ontology annotation, molecular function: iron ion binding; oxidoreductase activity, acting on paired donors, with incorporation or reduction of molecular oxygen; heme binding. The record is from RefSeq and is a predicted model, not a curated record.